This is a messenger RNA of Anolis sagrei ordinatus, 3189 nucleotides long. RefSeq names its product coiled-coil domain 39 molecular ruler complex subunit (gene CCDC39). The record is from RefSeq and is a predicted model, not a curated record. Gene Ontology annotation, cellular component: axoneme. Gene Ontology annotation, biological process: inner dynein arm assembly; epithelial cilium movement involved in determination of left/right asymmetry; cilium-dependent cell motility. Lineage: Eukaryota; Metazoa; Chordata; Lepidosauria; Squamata; Anolidae.
UGCCAUGGCAAUCCCAGGGCUUCGCGACGCAUCUUCUCCUCUUUCUCUUGCAGCCGCCUUUGCUGCUUUGGGUCCGGAGGGAAAGGGCCGGGGUGUCGGAGGGCAGCCAUGGAGGGCGGGGGCAGCCACGCCACCACGGCCACGACCACGACCACGGUCAGCAGCGCCUCCUCGGCCGCCUCGGUCCUGGCCGAGCUGCAAUGGGACAACGGCUUCGCCAUCCCGGUGGCCAACGCCGAGAACAAAGCCCUGGAGGAAGAGGUGCAAAAGAUGGAGAAAGAGAAGGGAAACAUGCAAAACCAAUUGACGGAUUGUGAAGACCGCAUUGCCGCCAUGACCUCCCACUUGAAGAAUGUCAAACAGGAGUUUAAUUUGACACAGUCUCUUUUCAGAGCCAGGCAGAAUGAAAUUGAAACCGAGCAGCAUUUUAAAGCUCUGGCAGAGAGAGAAGUGGGGCGCCUGAAAAGUGAGAUCCAAAGGCUGGAGAAUGAGACGGUUUCAUUAAGAGAGAAGAAAAAUAGCCAAGAAAAUAAUGUCUUCAAAGUGACUGAGAAGAUGGAUGCCUUAAGAUGCCAAAUGAACUGUGACCAACACUCUUUGGAAACUUGGCUUGAAGAAUCAUCUAAGAGAGACAACGAUCUACUUACAAUCCAGAAGUAUGCACAGCAAGACGAUGGCAAAUUAGGAGUGUUGACUCUCCAGAUAGAAAUGUUGACUGUGCAGUGUAAUAAAAAGCGCAGAAUUCUUGACAACGAGCUUACAGAGACUUUAGCCUCUCAGAUCGAGCUGGAUAAGACAGCUGAAGAUUUCCGCAGGGUUCACCAAGAAAGACAAGAACUGAUCAAACAGUGGGAAAACACCAUACACCAAAUGAAGAAGCGGGAUGAAGAAAUGGAGAGCUGUGCCUUGCUUUUAGCACGGUCUAGACGGGCAAUCCGUGCCAAGCAAAGUGUACUUAAAGACAAGAUCCAGUUUUUGGCAAAUGAGAGUGGCAAUAAUGUGGAGUACGAGAAGAGAAUUGCCAUAACGGAGCGAUUUGCUACCAAACUAAGACUGGACUACCAAAAAGAGGAAAACAAUCGCAUUCAGUUCCAGGACGAGUUGGAUACACUGAAAGCUACUUUGGAUGGAACUGCUUCUGAACUUGAAUUCGUGAGAAUGAAUAUAACUAAUCUUAAAAAGGAAGCACAGGAGAAAACAAUAAGAUUCAAUGUGAUUAGGGAACAGAACAAUAGUCUUACGAAUAAACUGAAAUUUGUGACAAACAAAGCACUGAGUUCAGAAGAAAAAGCAAGUAGGAUGGAAGAGUUACUGAAAGAGAAGGAGAAAAAUGUCAAGGAGAAAGAGGUCCAAGCAGAUCAACUGAGAGACACACAUUUCAAGAAAACAAAAGAGUUGAAAGACCUUCAAGACAAAGUAAAAGGUGUCACAGUUGAAAUUGAUGGACGCCGAGGACAGAUGAAAAAUCUUCACAGCCGAUUGGCCCAUCUGUUUGCAGAGACACUUAAGCAACAAGAGCUCAUUUAUAACCAGGAUUUCUAUAUACAGCAAGUGGAGAGGAGGCUGUCACGCAUGGAGGGAGAGCUUAACACAGACGAGAGACAAGUUUUGGAAGAAAAAGUUGCAGAACUUUCAAAAAUAGCAGAUGAAAAGAAGCAGGCAUACAACACUUUGCAGGCUCAGCAGAAGAAACUCCAGGGUGACAUUCAUUUUAUCAAGUUGGCUAUGAAUAAGACUGGAGAAGAAAUGGCAGGUUUGCAAACCCGUGUAGAUGAGCUGAACCUUUUCACUGACAAAUCAGAGAAGCUACUGAAAAAAGCCAGAGCCGAUAAGCAGGACAUGAUGAUUGAAGAUAAUCUCCUGAAGCUGGAGCUGAAACGGGUCAGAGAUAUCUUGUACAAUAAGGCAGAGAAAGUUGUCUCCCUAGAAAAACAGAAGCAGCAGUUGAAGGCAGCAAUGGAUCAAAGAAUUGCAGACAUCAAAGUUCACCAAGCAAUGAUUGAGACGCAGAUAAGAGUGAUGGAACAGGAGCGUCAGACUUUGAGCUUAGAGUUUCAUGAGCGACUGAGCAAAAUUGAGAAAUUGAGGGGGAGAUAUGAAAUUAUUACUAUUGUAAUGAUGCCCCCAGAAGGAGAAGAAGAGAAAACGCAUACUUACUAUGUCAUCAAGGCUGCCCAGGAAAAGGAGGAUCUUCAGCGUGAAGGAGACGCAUUGGAUGCAAAGAUCCAAAAUGCUGAGAAAGAAUGUGUUGCCUUAGAAAAUACUUUGCAUGUGCUUAAUAACUGCAAUAGCAACUACCGGGACUCAUUCAGGAAAGUCACAGAGAACACUGAAGAACAUCAAGAGAAGAUUAAAUUGGAAGAAGAAAAAAGAGCUGCUGAUGAAAAAUACAGGUACAAGAGAAGGCAGAUUAAGGAGCUCCAGGAGGAUAUCCAGACCAUGCAGGGUAAUCUGGAUUCCCUCUUAAAAGAUGAGGCUCUUUACAGAGAGAAGAGAGCAGAGAAAAACGUAACUGUGUCACGCUUAUCCAGAGAAGUAGAUGAUCAGCAGCCCAAACUGGAAAGAGUCAGAAAACAGGUUGCUCGAUUAACAAGAGAGAUCCGAGCAUUUAAAAAAACUGAUUCAGAAACACAGGAAGAAAAAGACAUUGAGCUUCGUGCGCUGAAAGACUUCACUAGAUCCAUUGACAAAAUGCUCCUCGAUCUUUCAGUGACGCAUCCGGAGUUAAACACAGCUUUUCAGAGAUACUUUGAGCAGGCUUCCAUGCCAUUUCCAACACAUUCCUGCUCUCGUCUUAGUUUGCGGUCAUCUAGUCAGAGCUCGUCAUCUUCAGGCAUGUCCCCUAGGAGUUCGGUUUCGUCAUCCAGCCAACCAUACCUUAAAGUUGUAUCUCUGACUUUGGAUCCCAAGGCUGAUCGUUCCACUACUCUCUCUCCACAUUCUCCAAAGGAAAGUAGUCCCUCUGCAUCCACUCACAGCAGAAGUCCCAAUUAGCAGGGUUGCAUUGACGCCCCACAGUUUAAGAAAUAAGAUAUAGCCCACAUUUUAAUGUUAUGUACGAAACAGGAGUAGAUUAUAUUUUAAGCAGUUAGUAGUUUGAGAUUAUUAACGUUUGGCAAUACUCAGAAAAUUCUAUUAUUGAUAAAUGGAGCAAAUAUUUAAGAAAAAUCUUGUAAUAACUAAUUGGUC